CCUCAGCUGUGGGUGUCUGAAUGGUGAACUGAGCCUUAGAAAAAAGCUCUUCCCUGGCAGGCAUCAUCCCCCUCAGUGGCUCUGACCGCCCACAGUCCGGGGGGAGAAAGUGCUGCUUUGUGAAUGAAGGGAGCGGCGGAGGGCAGGAAACAAACUUUCAUGUUACCAAUGUUAUUUCCUUCCGACGGCUCCCGAUUUUUCCACGCAAUUCAAAGGGUUUCGACGGCGCAACAAGCGACACCUGGCCCGGACCGGAAGCUCGGAAACACAUUUUAUUUUGCAGAAGCUGUCAGGAAGCUGUAAAUCAUGGUGCUUAGUGUGUCCUGUGUGGCCUGCCUCUGCCUGGUGGUGGUAGUUACCGCUGACCCCUGCCUUAUUAUCAGUGAGAUCAACGCUGACAACCCCAGACUGGACACCACUGAGUUUGUGGAGCUGUAUCACACCAGUGGACAACGAGCAUCUCUAGAUGGCUAUACGCUGGUGUUCUAUAACGGAAAUGGAAACAUAGCCUACAAGGUUCUAGACCUUAAAGGCCACAGCACAGAUGACAGAGGUUUCUUCCUUGUGGGCUCCGUGGACAUGCUGCCUAAACCGGCCAUCCUCCUGCCCCCUAACACAGUCCAGAACGGCCCGGAUGCCAUCGCCAUCUACCACACACUCGCCGCCCGCUACAGUGAGAAGAUGAACGUGACAGCAGUUGGCCUGGUGGACGCCGUUGUGUACAUGAGUCGACGUUCUGGAGGGGCAGAGUUCCUCGCUGAAACUCUGACACCUGGUGAACCGGCCUUUGUCGAGGAUGAUACAGCGCAUGACGGGGACGAGUCCAUCGAGAGGUGCCUGCUGUCUGAAGACCGCUGGGGCUUUCAGGUUUCUCUCCCCUCCCCAGGCCAGAGGAAUAACUGCACCCCACCUGCUACCCCAACUACAGUCCCUCUCAUUACGGAACUGAGGCUGGGGGGAGGCCAGGUGGAUGGGUUUGUGGAGGUCACAGAGGCCCCAGGUGUAGGUCCUCUGGUUCUGGUAGUGGUGGAUGGGAAAACAGACAGGGUCAGUGUGACUCUGGAUAUGGACACCUCUAGGAGUGGGCUUGUCUCUGUGACCAUAGACAAGAACUACAUGAAAGGGGAUGCGUCUGGGGCUGUAGCCAUUUACAGUGGCACAGUCACAGACUUUCCCGUGGGCGGUCCACUGAGCCAGGUACAGCCGCUAGAUGCGUUUGUGUUUGCUGGACCUGGAAGUAAGCCGAGUGCUGGGCUCACCGAGACUCUCAUCCCAGGCAGACAGCCCUUCCAACUGAGCAACAGCUUGAGAGAGGGAGGCUUCUACCUCAGUCGCUGUGGUGUUGCUACAUGGGCCAGAGAUCCCGGUGUCUUCUGGGAGGCCCCUCAGACUCCUGGGCAGCCCAACCAGUGCCCCUGGCCAAGGAUCUGUCCUCACAGCUCCGUGGUUCCUGGAGGUACAGAUGCACCCCCACACAUCCCACCGUGGGGUAACAGUGACUUUCUGAUUAAUGAGGUGAACACGGACACGCCGGGCGCGGCUGAGGAUGGCGAGUACAUUGAGCUGUGGCAUCCAUCAGGUCGCCGUGUCUCCCUGCAGGGCAUCUGGAUACUACUGUUCAGUGCACACAACAACAAACCCUACAGGGAAAUCAGCCUGAGUGGCCAUUUCACUACUGCAAAGGGCUACUUUCUUCUGGGCAGCGACCGGCUGGUGCCUGCUCCGUCACUCCGUUUACCCCCCAACACAAUCCAAAAUGGACCAGAUGCUGUGGCGCUCUACCGCAGUCCGUUCGGCCCACCGUCAGCCACACAAAGGGGGAUCCCCACCAAAGGCCUGCUGGAUGCAGUGGUGUACAGACAGAGGGGCUCAGACAUGGAGGCACAGGAGCUGAGUAAAGCUCUGACCCCAGGUCAGCUGCCUCUGCUGGAGGAUCCAGAGGUUCUGCCUGGUGAUGAGGCCCUGAGCCGCUGCAGAGGCCUCUAUCCCUUUGACCUGUCUGCUUUUUCAGUGGCUCCUCCCACCCCUCUGAGGGAGAACAGCUGCCCCCGCCCUCCUCCGGCACCUGAGGGUGUGGUCAUCAGCGAGGUCGCCAGUGGCCUCUGGACCAAUCACAGCCAGCAGAGGGCCUUCGUGGAGCUGCAUGGGCCCGCUAUGACAUCUCUGCAGGGUCUGGUACUCAGUGUGUUUGACCAGGAGCGCAGUGGGACCGUCAUGGCCCUUCCCUUGACUGGAUUUAUUGACCAGGAUGGAUUUUACGUCCUUGGAAAUGUCACUGAAGCAGAUCAGACUUUCCCAGAGGGCUCCACAGUGCCAGCUCGAGGAGCAGUCAUUCUGUGCUAUGACCUGUUCAGUGUCUGUAGAGCCGGCACCGCCCUGACCAACUCCAGCCUCAGAGAUGUUCUGGUGUUCAGUGAAAAGCAGCAGCUGCUCUCCUCUCUUUCCACCAGCAGAGGGCGACAAGUGAUUCCAGCUCUGAGGUCAGUGGAGGAUGGCCCUGUGUCACUGAGCCGGUGUUCCUGCUGUGAGGUCAGAAGCCCGUCUUCAUGGACCAGCUCCUCGCCAACACCUCACAGCGCCAACGUCUGCCCAAGCUCCGCCUUCUCCAGUCAAAUCGACAUUUGCCUCGGACCUUUGUCCAGUGACUGGCAGGAACAGUCUGGAGACUGUACUGGUCUGCUUCAGGGGAGGAGAAUCGCAGAAGUUGCUGAUUAUUUGGAACAGAGGUGUCACUGUGGCAUAUCCGCCCUGUAUCUUCAAGGGGCCAACUUUUCUUGCGUGUCUGGCUGGCUGCGAGUAUGGGGCAAAAUCCAAGCGCUGUCUGACCAUCAGAAGGCCCUCAUCAUCCAGACGUCCCACCUGAAUCCUGCACCUGCUCAGGGAGAUGUCUGCUCCGCUCCCACCGCUGACCGCUACACAAGCGCAGCGUCCGCCCUGGGGUUACAGAUUGGACUGGUUAUAGCAGUGCUCCUGUUGUUUGGACUCGGAGCUGCUCUAUUCACAUAUUUCUACAGGAGGAGGCGUCCUCUGGACUACUACACCAUGGAGCUGAGUGAGCACGCAGAGGGACUCUCAGAUCUAUAAUUAAUGCUCGCAAUCAUAGUGUUUUCAUCUGUGAGUGUGUUUGUGCAUGGGAUGACAUCGGGUAGAAAGAGGUUGAAUUUGACUUGUAUAUUCCUUAAAGAGGGUUGCUUUCAUGCAAGUGCCUCUACAAGUGUCCUGUGUUUUUAGGAGAUUGUUUAUGAAAAUGUAGUCAUGCUUAAACUGUGUGGUUGCAUCCAGCGUAUGAUCUUUCGUGGCCUAGGAGACAUAAAAUCAGACAACCCAUGAGGAAUGUGACACAAUAAAAACAUAGUAGCAUAUUUUUAUAAAAGUUAUUUGCCUUUGAGCAGUGCUGGUUACUACUUACAAGAAAAAAAAGGAAGCUAAAAGGGAGGAUUUUGAAUGUACUUGAAAAGUAACGUCUGAAAUGUCCUCGAGACCAGUGUGUAGGAUUAAGUGGCAUCUAGUGGUGAGGUUGUAGAUUGUGGCUGACUUAAUACCCCUUUAGUUCCAAGUUCCAAGUACUUCCCUUUGGUUUGUUUAUUGUGGGUUCCUGUACCAACGUGUCAGGCUUUAUUUCUACAUGCUCCUUUCAUAUAGCUUAGUGCUGGUCAAACUACUUCACAAAAGACUGACAAUCCAAUAAUAAAAACAACAAUCUGAAUACUAGAUGAGAUUGGUUAAAAGGCAAAGCAUAUGUCAAAUGCUAGGACAAUGAGGUGUUAAAUGUGUGAUGUGUAAGGUCUAUAUGUACUUAUGUGGUUACAUAGUUAGGCUAAUGGGAGAAUAGGUGCAUUUCCAUCCAGCUGCUUGUAUUUGCAUUUUCAUUUUGAUCCUAAGAAAUCCCCCAUUUAAAGCUACACCUACCAAUGUGGCAUUUCUCACAGCACUUAGUAAAAGUUUGAACAUGAACAACCCGCCUCCCUCCAAAGCCCCACCCGCUUCCCAAGUCGUCAGAAAUCAACACAUGGUCAGAGCCCCGUAGCAGCACUUUUUGACGCAGGGGGUACCCCUUCCAUGUCGAAAUCCAACGCAGGGCAGCCUGAUUGAACUGCAUGUAAAUCCCUCAGUGUCGUUGAGCUCUGACGCUCUCCUCCUUUUACCUGAUGCGCACGGCGGAGGUGGAGGUGGACGUCCAGUCCACUUCGGCAUGUCUGCGGACCCCUCCCUCGGUAAUCAGAUACAUCAUCCACCUGCCGCAGCUCCUGUUUCAUCAGUAGACCCUGAAUUUAAGGGUCUGGUCUGUGCAGUGCUGGGUCAGUGUCUUAAACUGAUGAGGUGCCCAGACGGGCGUGCAUACUGUGAACACGUGGCCUCCGCGAAUUUUCCGUGGACAUUUGAGGUUUCAUAGUCCAUACAUUUAAAAUCCUACAUAAUCCUACAUUGUGUGACACCAAGUACAUGUACGUGUAUGAG
Molecule: messenger RNA, 4458 nt
Organism: Sphaeramia orbicularis (orbiculate cardinalfish)
Lineage: Eukaryota; Metazoa; Chordata; Actinopteri; Kurtiformes; Apogonidae
Exons: 13
Coding region: 307-3084 (925 amino acids)
Source: RefSeq, a predicted model, not a curated record